AUGGCACUUAAGCAGCUGGCUAUCGAACAUUCAGAAGAAUUCCCACUGGCGGCCGCUGCCGUCGAGAAGUGUUUCUACAUCGACGAUGCCCUAACAGGGGCACAAACGUUGGAAGAGGCAUGUCAGUUGCAACAUGAACUGGUGGAGCUUUUGCGGCGUGGAUGUCUCGAUGCCCACAAGUGGUGUUCGAAUCCGGAUGUCAUCCUCCAGAAUGUCCCAGCUGAACUGAAAGGAGAAGGGGUGAAUGUUUCCAACAUCGAUUCGGAGUCUAUAGUGAAAACGUUAGGAGUCGCUUGGAGUCCCAAAGAAGAUUGGUUUUCGUUUUGUGUGCCUCCAGACGAGUCUGGCCCAGAACAACCAUUGACGCGUCGGAAGGUUUUGAGUGAUGUCGCGCGGAUCUACGAUCCACUGGGAUUAAUCGGCCCGGUGUUAACGACUGCCAAGCUCUUUCUUCGGGAAAUCGCCGAUACAACGAUCGAUUGGGAUUCCCCGUUACCUCAACCUAUGGUGAACCGUUGGAAGGCGUUCCGUGAAGAGUUGAUGAAGCUGAAUGAUCUACAAAUUCCACGUUGGAUCCUGUCGGCAACUGCCAUCCGUGUUGAACUUCACGGUUUCGCGGAUUCGUCAAAGCAAGCAUACGGAGCUUGUUUGUAUACCAGGAUGCUGCAGUCGGAUGGCACCUCCAUCAUGAAGCUCAUCUGUAGCAAAUCUCGAAUUCUCCCGAAGCAAUCAAGCCAAUCGAAACCAAUCACAACGUCGCUGUCGGAGCUACUCGCUGCUGUUCUGCUGUCGCGUCUAACCGAUAAGUUUGUAGGAUCCACUAAAAUCUAUUUUGCUGCCGUGAAUUUGUGGAGUGAUUCACAAAUUGUCUUGAGUUGGCUUCGGAAGUCACCCGGUGAAUUACAGCUCUUCGUGUCCAACCGUGUGAAGGAAGUGCAGAAAUUGACGAAGGAUUACCAAUGGAAUCACGUUUAUACACACUCGAAUCCAGCCGAUAUCAUUUCCAGAAGCGAGCAACCAGGUGUAUUGAUGCGGAAACAGCUCUGGUGGAAUGGACCGAUUUCCAUCACGACGAACCUUGAUACUGCUACAACUCUUCCGGACGAAAUGCUGCCUGAGCUGAAGAAGUCGGUGGUGCUCACAACCACCACCAAUCAGCGAAUGAAAUUAUUCGAUGACGUUAAUGAUUUUGGCAAGUUGCAGCGGCACAUGGCCUACUUGAUACGCUUUGCGUUAUUUGUUGCAUCGAAACAGAAAACAGUGAUAAAAGGACCUCUCCAAGCAGGAGAGCUAACUCGUGCAUUGAAGGUGAUUGUUCGACUGGUGCAAGCUGAAGCCUUUCCCAACAAGAUAGCGGCCUUGAGACGAGGUGAAAACGAGAAGCAUCGAUUGAAAACACUACAUCCAUUCCUUGACGCUGACGACUAUAUUCUUCGAGUUGGUGGGCGUAUCAAGCAUGCGUUAAUUCCGUUCGACAGUCGCCAUCAGAUGUUGCUCCCUGCCAAACAUCCCGUAACCGAAAAUCUGAUCCGACAUCUGCACAUCGAAAACCUUUGGGACAGCGGGCACUGCUAG
Messenger RNA from Aedes albopictus (Asian tiger mosquito), 1575 nucleotides. RefSeq lists its product as uncharacterized. The transcript has a single exon. Lineage: Eukaryota; Metazoa; Arthropoda; Insecta; Diptera; Culicidae. The coding region runs from base 1 to 1575 and encodes 524 amino acids. The record is from RefSeq and is a predicted model, not a curated record.